This is a messenger RNA of Pocillopora meandrina, 1269 nucleotides long. NCBI's taxonomy places the organism in Eukaryota, Metazoa, Cnidaria, Anthozoa, Scleractinia, Pocilloporidae. The record is from the annotation of a GenBank genome assembly.
AUGCCUCAUCUGAAAGUGAAUGUGAACGGAAAGAAGUACACUAUUUCUGGUAUCACUCGUACAACAUGCAGCAAACAGAUCCUCUGCGCCUUGGCUAAAGUCGACGCAGAAUUACGAUCAAGACAAACGACUGAGCCAAAAGGCGACCCCCUCGUGAAUGCAUCGGGAGCUUGUGUAGAACAAAACAGGAGGGCUAAGAAAGUUCGCGAGACGAGAAAAGAAUUUAAGAGAGAAGAAAAGUGUACGAGGAGUAGGGAGACCGAGAAGAAGCAAAGAGAAGGAAGAAAACGUUCCAGUGGCAAAGUGCAUAUAACAAAACCAAUGGAACUAACAAACAAUGAAGGAAUUCAAACGUCUAGUGGAAUGUUCGAAGCAGUAGAGAAAAGCUCCGAGAAUCAGCAAAACUGUUCACCAUCGCUAAAUGAACGAGAGAGUGUGAAAGAAAAAGUCGUCGAGAGCAGUUUUCGAACGGUGGAAGACUUAGACCGGAAUAUCAAUGGACGAGACACAAGCUCUGUGGACAGCAGGGAAAAUAAUGUUGAGGAUGGCGCCAAAGACACUGAUCAUGACACGGGGAUAAGUGAGUUACAAUCAGACAGUUCAUUUGAACAAAACCAAAUCUUGCACCAAAAUUCCGGCGUAAAUGGAAGCUCAGCGAGGAGAACUUUAAACAGUACAUUACAAAUUAAAGUGAAAUGCGCCUCUACGAACACAGAUACCAUAGAAUUUGCUGAUUUGGCAUAUUCGUGCAUGCUCGAAAAUAGUAUAUCAAACUUAGAGCACGACGAGUACAUCGUUGCUGAACUGAUUGGCAGUGAGACCGACGUUGAAAUAUUCGACGAAUGCACAUGUACAUACAUUGACUCAGAGACUGAAGAACUUCAACAAGAGAUCGAAAAGAUUCGCGAUGAUUUAAAGUUAACAGAAUCAAAGCUUAUUGAGCAGGAGAAAACGAUUGAAACGCUGAAUGUCUUGAUAGACGACGACGAUGAUGAAUAUUGCGCCAACUGUGACGUCAACGAUGACGUAAAUAAGCGAAUUGACGAACUUAAACAGUCAAUCAAAUUAAGUACUCAGUUGUAUGAUUAUCAGAAGGUCGAGACGCAAGCAAAUGCGUUGGAACUAGAGAAAGUUGAAUCACAAAUAAGGAGAAAACGAUGGCACGUAGAGUGUCUGUUGAAAGAGCUUCAUAUGGCUCGGAAUAGCCCACUUACUGGGAAUGGACAAGGGAAAUCUGCUCCCUUCCCGAGAGACGGUACCCUGGUCUAA